AUGGCUGGGCUGCAGCGCUGGGGCAGAGGCUCCCUCCUCUUCCUCUCCUUGUUGGGCCUGCUCGGCUGCUGGGGGCCGGUGGCCUCUCGCCGAGCCCCCCGGCCGCCCCCCUGCCCCCCCAGCUGCUCCUGCACCCGCGACACGGCUUUCUGCGUGGACUCCAAGGCAGUGCCAAAGAACCUGGCACGGGACGUCAUCUCUCUGACCCUGAUCAAUGCAGGCUUCAGCGAGUUGAAGGAAGCGGCCUUCGCACAUCUUCCGUCCCUGCAGUUCCUGUUGCUGAAUUCCAACAAAUUUUCCUUGAUCAAAGACAACACGUUCACCGGCCUUUCUCACCUGCAAUACCUGUUCAUCGAGAACAAUGACAUCCAGUCUCUGUCAAAAAAUGCCUUUCGUGGGCUUAAGUCCCUGACACAUCUAUCUUUGGCCAACAACAACCUGCAGACGCUGCCCAGAGAUCUCCUGAAGCCUUUGGAUAUCCUUAGUGAUCUAGACCUUCGGGGCAAUUCUUUGACUUGUGAUUGCAAGAUCAAAUGGCUGGUGGAAUGGAUGGAAAACACCAACGCAAGCAUGCCUGCCAUUUUCUGUGGUGGUCCUCCUCAGUACCAAGGCCAGAAGAUCAGAGAGCUUCCUCUAAAGAACUUCGACUGUAUCACCACAGAUUUCGUGGUGCAUCAGGUGCUGCCUUUCCAGUCUGUGUCUGCUGAGCCAUUCAUGUACUCCAGCGAUCUCUAUGUGGCUCUGGCCCAGCCAAGUUCCAGCAGCUGUACCAUCCUGAAGUGGGACUACGUUGAGCGCAAACUGCGGGAUUUUGACCGCAUCCCUGCUCACUCUGCCGUUUACUGCAAACCAAUCGUGGUAGAAUCCCAGCUGUACGUUGUGGUGGCUCAGCUUUUUGGAGGCUCUUAUAUUUACCGCUGGGACACCAACAUUGACAAGUUCAUUAAGAUCCAAGAUAUAGACAGCCAGAAGAUCCGGAAGCCCAAUGACAUUGAGGCUUUCCAGAUUGACGGCGAGUGGUUCUUCGUCAUUGCCGACAGCUCCAAGGCAGGCUCCACCAGCCUCUAUCGCUGGAACCAGAAUGGCUUCUAUCCCCACCAGGACCUGCACUCAUGGCAUCGGGACACGGACGUGGAGUACCUAGAGGUGGAUGGGAAACCCCGGCUGAUCAUUUCCAGCAGCUCCCAGGCCCCGAUCAUCUACCAGUGGAAUCGCUCCCAGAAGCAGUUUGCUCACUGGGGGGACGUCGCAGAAGUGCUGGAUGUCCAGAUGGUCAAGCAUUUCCAGAUGAAGAGAGACAACUACUUAUGCCUGAGCCGUUACAUUGGAGACUCCAAGGUGGUCAGGUGGGAAGGGCUGCGAUUCACAGAGGUGCAGACCUUGCCCUCCCGAGGCUCCAUGGUAAUGGAGCCUUUCAAGAUCUCUCAGCAACUUUACAUGGCUUUGGGGAGUGACUUCUCCUUUACCCACAUCUACCUUUGGGAUGAAGACAAGCAAAAGUUUGUGAAGUUCCAGGAACUCUCUGUCCAAGCUCCACGGGCUUUCCAGUCCAUCCCUUUGGAGGCCAUGAGUGUCCUCUUAGCCCCCAGCUUCAAGGGGAACACACUGGUUUACAAGCAUAUUGUCGUAGACCUCAGCUUGUAG
Messenger RNA from Thamnophis elegans (Western terrestrial garter snake), 1644 nucleotides. It is a transcript of the gene LGI3, whose product is annotated as leucine rich repeat LGI family member 3. Bases 1 to 1644 code for a protein of 547 amino acids. Gene Ontology annotation, biological process: regulation of exocytosis. Gene Ontology annotation, cellular component: synaptic vesicle. The record is from RefSeq and is a predicted model, not a curated record. Lineage: Eukaryota; Metazoa; Chordata; Lepidosauria; Squamata; Natricidae. Gene Ontology annotation, molecular function: protein binding. The transcript is spliced from 8 exons.